CAUUACAUAGGAGAAGUGACCACAAUUCCAGUGAAAAACAAAAAAAAUUUGCACCAACAUCCCGUAUUUGUCCAAGAUUUGACAAUCCUGGUACAACCCGGAGGUCACUCUAUCAUUAGCAAGAUGGAGUGAACACAAUUCCGGCAAAAACCCGUUAUUUUGCAUCUGCAUCCCAUAUUUGUACAAGAGUUUUCAUAUUUCCCAUACUGAAUUUACAUUGCCUUUACCUCAUUUAAAAACCAAUUUUUCAAAGGACCCCAAAACCGUCUUGGAAUUUCACAUAAAUCCAAGACAUUUUACGUUAUAAUAAGACCGUAAAUCUCUAUCGUAGAAUACAGAAUCUUGGAAUAUUUUUAUCCAAGCCUCUUUUGACAACUCAUUUUGUAAAUCUUUAUUUUGAUUUUGAUUCGUAUCUCAGAAUACUAAAAGUCUUGGAAGUUGUAUGAAGAAACAAGAUUUUUAGGUUAUGGUUCGACCGUAAAUCUCUAUCUUAGAAUACCAAAUCUAGAAAUAUUUUGAAUUUCCAAGAUUAUCCUGAAAAUUUCUUGGAAUUUUAAAGUAGAAUACCAAAUCUUGGUUUUUUUCUUUAUUUUGAUCUUUAUAUUUAUCUUAGAAUACCGCCAUAUAUCUAAUGCGGAUAUAGUCGAACUUUCUUGUCUAACUUCUUUUACUUACGUCUAAACUUCUUGUCUAAUCUCGUCUAAUUGUCAUAAAAGAGAAAGAUAAUCGUCGAAAGUUUUAGGUUCAGCCAGAGAUUUCCUGGAAGAAGUUUUCAUUUGCGUUUGUGGCAAUAUUUAUUGAAAAUUAAAAUUAUUAAAUUGAGACUGAAGUAAUGAUUAAUAAAAUAAAUAAUUUUAUUGGUUAAAAAAGAUUUUUUUUAUAAAGGAAUCAUAAUUUUCUGGGAUUUAUUGAAAUUCCUUCCUAUAGGAAGUUCUGGAUAAUUUUUGAUUGAUAAAAUAGAUUCCUGAAUAAAUGAUUAAGGACUCUUAAUGAAUCCUUAUUGGUCAAAUACUGUACCUCCUGUACGGCCACGGGCUGUUCAAGAACCCCAACCACCGGAACCAAGUCAAAUCUUUAUUUGUGGUGAACCCUACACAGAGCCUACAAUUAAGAUUGAAAUCUCUUCAGAUUCCGAGGAUGUCAGUGGAUUCUCAUCAAAUGAUGAUUUAGCUUCACCCGAAGAUCCUGGAAGUUCUGAACUGAAUAAUGAUGAUAAGGAAAAAGAAAAUAAUAAAAAUGAAACUGAAGCAAAUGAAGGUGAUAAAAAGGAAGAGAACGAAAAGAAAGAAGAAGAUGGAGCAUCAAAAAAAGAGAAGAAACUCACCCACAAAUGCCCAAUUUGUGAGAAAACCUUCGGCAGGAGUUACCAUGUUAGAUAUCACAUGGCAUCCCAUGCUACAGAGCUCAAUUUCCAAUGCCCCGAAUGCCCCAAAGCCUUUGCAGAUGACAUUCGUCUGGGGCAACAUGUGAAGAGGGUUCAUGCAAAAGGGGAGCCCCAAAUUUGCCAAAUUUGCGGGAAAUCCUUCAAAUCCGCUGAGUACCUGCGAUUGCACAGCAACAGGCAUUCAGAUGUGAAAAAGUACGGCUGUGAGUUGUGUGGGAUGCGCUACACACAGAGUCAGCAUCUAAAGAUGCACAUAAUGCGCGUACACGAAGGGAAGUCCGUUAUGGAGGUACGUCGAAAGGGCCGGAAGCCACUUGUUUGCACAGAAUGCGGGAAGACGUUAUGGGAUAUGUGCAACUACCGGAAUCAUCUUGCCUCCCACACCAAUGAGAAGGCCUUCAAGUGCCCCAUGUGCCCGAAAACAUUCAAACUUGAGAGCUACAUCAAGAUGCACCUUCGUACGCACAGCGAUGAGCGCCCCUUUGUCUGUGAGGUGUGCAAGAAAGCCUUCCGGAGGGCACGAGACCUAACAAUCCAUCGGGCAAGGCAUAUGGAAAAGUCCAUUCCGUGCAAACUCUGCGAUCGAGCAUUCCGCAGUAGACCACUGUACAGGAGUCACAUGGUUGGGAUUCAUCGGGGAAUUCCUCUGGAUAUCACAGAUGGUCCCCUUUCUUGUACCCUCUGCCAGUUGAUCUGUAGGGAUUUAGAAGACCUCAAGGAGCACGUGAAAAUGCACGAAGAUGAUAAACCAUUUGAAUGUGCAAUUUGUGGAGAUAAAUUCUACGAUAAGCUCCGCAUUAGACGCCACAUUCGCCAAACACAUUCAGAAUUUGCCAGGAAGAAAUCAAAGAAAGUCUACCAUUGUCCGGAAUGCAGUAAAAUCUGCAAAGGACAGCAGAGUUUUCAACUUCAUCGUGCCUGUCAUGGUGUUGAUGAGCCAGUUGAAUGCAAAAUCUGCUUCCGGAAGUUUAAUCAUAAAUUCUAUCUGGGAAGGCAUAUGAUCGUUCAUAGGAAUAAGAGGAAAACAACCGCGUUAGAGGAAUCAGAAAAUCAAAAGAAAUCAAACAAAUUGAAGGAAAAAUCAUCAAAAGAGAAGAAAAUAAAAUGUCCGCACUGUAGGAAGGAAUUCAAGAAGUCAGGCUUCCUCAGGAAGCACAUAGAGCAACGUCAUGCAGACACAGAGCAAAAUGACAAGUCCCCAGAGUCCCAGGAUGAGGAUAACAAUGAAGUUCUGCCCACAGAGGUGGUUAAUGUGGAUGUAAAUCCGGAAUUUAUAAAAGUUGAAUGUUUCGAAUACAAAGAAGAAGCGGAAGAAGCUAUAAAUGGGCUCGAAGGAGUCGAUUAGAAACUCCAAAUAUAAUAUUUUGAGGUUAAAA
Molecule: messenger RNA, 2760 nt
Organism: Lutzomyia longipalpis
Lineage: Eukaryota; Metazoa; Arthropoda; Insecta; Diptera; Psychodidae
Product: oocyte zinc finger protein XlCOF6-like
Exons: 4
Coding region: 990-2729 (579 amino acids)
Biological process (GO): regulation of transcription by RNA polymerase II
Cellular component (GO): nucleus
Molecular function (GO): DNA-binding transcription factor activity, RNA polymerase II-specific; RNA polymerase II transcription regulatory region sequence-specific DNA binding
Source: RefSeq, a predicted model, not a curated record